Molecule: messenger RNA, 756 nt
Organism: Prunus avium (sweet cherry)
Lineage: Eukaryota; Viridiplantae; Streptophyta; Magnoliopsida; Rosales; Rosaceae
Source: RefSeq, a predicted model, not a curated record
GACUUGGAAGGCAGAAGCGUUAGUACCACUUCCUUGUGCUCGUUGCGAUCCCAGAAAAAGCAUUCUUCUAAACUAAUAAAGAAAGCUCUAAACCAGACGGAAGUUGAAGAAAAACUUAGUCUGCAAAUUGAGGCUGAGAAGCGAUUAAAAUUGCGUCAGGAUGCCGAACGAAGAUAUAUGGAUUAUGCACUAGAUAAUGCAUGUAAAAAGCUUGCUGAUCAGUUUCUUGGAAGUGUUGCAGUAGACUCUGCAGGCGUAUUUCGAAAUGUUGUAGCUGGUUUAGGAACUAUGGUGUCAAAAAUACCUCAGAAAGAUCAAUUCCCUGCAUAUGACAUAACUAAGGAAACCAGCAUGCAGCUUAGUCUUGAAGACCAACUUGGUGGGUUUGAAGCUCAGAGGGAAACUUAUCACGAAACUGAAGGCCACCUGAUCUCACAUGGAAAUUCAGAAAAUUCGUCUGUGGAAGAUUUCUAUGUUCUUGCUGACGAUGACAAGAUAAUGGAGCAGAGUUUGGAUAAUGACCCUGCAGAAGCUUACUUGGUUUUGGAUACUGCUGAAAUGGGAACCUCCAGUCAUAGAACUUAAUUUCAUCAACCCACAUCUACAUGGUGUGCUAAGGCACUCUGGAUGAAAGAACAAAACAACCUUUAUGUUGUUUGCUUGUGGAGUUUCAUAAUUUAAGAUUUUUGUUCUGGUGUAAAACUUUGGCAGCUUAGUUCUGCUUUGCUAGUGGUUAUUUCUUUUUUUGACUGCUCA